AUGUUAUUGAACUCUGCAGAGGCAGGAGGAGGGCUACAGAAUCUUACCCCGAAACGUCUUCUCCUCUCAGGAAUCAUCAUCAUCAUCCUUGGAGCAGUUUUGGGGUGGUACGGUUUCCCAGAACUAAUUCACUCACAGAUUGCGUCGAGCAUCUGCUUGAAACCAGGAUCCGAAAUACGAGAAAUGUGGUCGAACUUUCCCGAUCCCGUAGGGUUUAAAGUGUACCUUUUUAACGUAACAAAUCCAGCGGAAAUCCAGAAGGGAGAGAGACCUGCCCUGAGGGAAGUGGGGCCCUAUGUUUAUGAUGAGUAUAAGCACAAGGCGGAGCUUCUGGACCAUGAGGAAGACGAUAGCAUAUCUUUCAAUAACCGAGACACAUGGUUCUUCAACAGGCAGCAAUCCGGACAGCUGACUGGAGACGAAAUUAUCACCAUUCCUCAUCUACUUAUUUUGGGCAUGGUGCUGUCAGCAGAAAGAGAUAUGGCGGUCAUGCUACCCGCCAUCACCCGGGCGAUCCCAAUGAUCUUCGGUACGCAGGACUCCAUGUUCCUCACAGCUACUGCCAAAGACAUUCUCUUUGAUGGCGUCCUUAUCAACUGCACUUUGAAGGACUUCACUGCUAAGGCACUCUGCAUGCUGAUGAAAACACAAGGCAAGGACUUCCAGAAAGUGGGAAAGAACGCCUUCAAAUUCUCCUUCUUUGGUGUCAAAAAUGGGACUCUCCAAGAACGCCUGCGCCUGAAACGUGGCAUCCAGAACGUGGCGGAUGUUGGUCGCGUCGUGGCCUACAAGGAGCAGCCGAGAAUGUCAGUGUGGAGUGGCCCCAAGUGCAAUGAGUUUUCUGGGACGGACGGCAGCAUCUUCCCGCCUUUUCUUCAGGACGGCGUAUCUGUACGCGCUUACGCACCUGAUUUGUGCAGUACUUUCAGAUCUUUAAAUGCAAGGUAUGUAGGACCGACCGUUUACAAAGGCAUAAAGGGAAACAUAUAUUCGGCAGAUUUCGGCGACAUGUCUAACAACCCAGACCUCAAGUGCUUCUGUACGACUCCGAAAUCCUGCCUUAAGAGAGGUGUUCACGAUCUUACAAGGUGCACAGGGGCCCCCCUCGCAGUGUCGCUCCCCCAUUUUUUCCGAGCCCACGAAGACUAUUUGAACGAAGUGACAGGACUGUACCCCGAGCAGGCGCGUCAUGAAACUACGCUACACUUCGAACCGUUGACAGGCACUCCAAUGCUGGGAUAUAAGAGGCUGCAGUUCAAUAUUAUUUUACGCAAAGUCAGCAAAUUCACGCCUAUGAAGAAUCUGCAUGCCAUGAUAUUUCCAAUCCUUUGGGUCGAUGAGGGUCUGGAACUGGACGAUAAAUACGUGAGUCAACUGAAAAGUAUAUUUGUGAUUAUCAGUAUCAUAAAUAUCUUCAAGUGGAUAACAAUUGUCGUCGGAGGGAUCCUGGUAGCCACUGGACUGUUCAUUCUGAUUCAGAAGUUGACAAUCAGCGCUAUUCUUGCCUUGGGAAGGAAGUCUCCAGAAGUUUCGCCACGAGAUAUCGAGACGCCAUUGCGUUAUUGA
Cryptotermes secundus is the source of this 1566-nucleotide messenger RNA. Its product is annotated as sensory neuron membrane protein 1. The coding region runs from base 1 to 1566 and encodes 521 amino acids. Gene Ontology annotation, cellular component: membrane; cytoplasm. The record is from RefSeq and is a predicted model, not a curated record. Gene Ontology annotation, molecular function: scavenger receptor activity. NCBI's taxonomy places the organism in Eukaryota, Metazoa, Arthropoda, Insecta, Blattodea, Kalotermitidae. The transcript has 10 exons.